CCCUCCGCGGAGAGGCCGGGCCCGGCCGGGCAAGAUGGCGGAUGGGGUGCUGAGCCCCGGCGUGAACCUGGAGGCCUUCUCCCAAGCCAUCGCCGCUAUCCAGGCGCUGCGCUCCAGCGUGACGCGGGUCUUCGACUGCCUCAAGGAUGGGAUGCGGAACAAGGAGACCCUGGAAGGCCGAGAGAAGGGCUUCGUGGCCGCCUUCCAGGAGAGCCUGCACUCCGUCAGCCGCGACCUGGGUGAACUGGAGCGUCUGAGCAACCUGGUGGGUAAACCAUCUGAGAACCACCCCCUGCACAACAGCGGACUCUUGAGCCUAGAUCCUGUUCAGGACAAAACACCUCUUUACAGCCAACUUCUUCAAGCCUAUAAAUGGUCAAAUAAGUUGCAGUACCAUGCCGGGCUGGCAUCUGGCCUUCUGAAUCAGCAGUCUCUGAAACGUUCAGCCAACCAGAUGGGAGUAUCUGCAAAACGCAGGCCAAAAGCUCAGCCAACAACUCUUGUGCUACCUCCUCAAUACGUUGAUGAUGUGAUCAAUCGGAUUGAUAGGAUGUUCCCUGAAAUGUCUAUCCAGCUAUCCCGGCCAAAUGGAACCUCUGCAAUGCUUCUGGUUACCUUAGGAAAAGUGUUAAAAGUGAUAGUGGUAAUGCGGAGCCUUUUCAUUGACCGGACCAUAGUAAAAGGGUACAAUGAAAAUGUCUAUACUGAAGAUGGCAAGCUUGACAUAUGGUCUAAAUCCAACUAUCAAGUUUUUCAGAAGAUUUCAGAUGCAGUCAGAAGGGAAGAUGUUUGACCUAUGAUAUUAACCUGCUAGAGAUCAAAGGACAGCUUGUGGAGAGGUUGGUUGCUCUUCGUCUCUGCUAGCAUUAAAGCAGAAUUUUGCUGCAGUUGAUUCUUUACCCCAGAGAUUAGUGGAUUAAAUAUUCUUUCUUUUUUACUUGCUCCUCAAAAAUAUUAUAUUUAGUGUCAAGUAGGGUAAUACAGCGGGAAGUAAACCAGUGUAUGUCUUAGUAACCUGUUACUAAGGUUAUUUUUGCAAUAGAAUAAAUUUAGGUUCUGUAAUUAAGUGCUUCAUCUUAAUUUACCCCUCUGUGUGUGUGGUUGUAAACUCAUUUGGGCAUACGAUCCUCUUCCUGGAUGUUUUGGUUUAGAAUAACUGGCAAGGGUUAAGUCAUAUUGCCAUAACUUGAGCUAAAGGAUAAUAAAUCAUGAGGUUUUGAAAAGACUGGAGGAAAAACGGUUGCCUCUAGACCAGUUGAACAGCACCCUGCAUUUUUUACAGUGGUUUUGUGCACUUUGCUCCCCGCUCUGUCACUGUGUUACCUUGGGCACCUUAACCUCUGUUUGGAUCAGUUUUCUGCAUCCCUUAGGCUGGGGUAAUACUUGCUGACUUCACAGGAGCUAUUGCUGAAUUGGUUGCAUAGUGCUCUCUGACUCUCGCAUGAGAAAUGUGAUAAAAAUGCAAGGUGAUGGUAUUUCUAAUCAAUAGAUUCUGUACCAUUGAGCUGAUAGUUGAAGACAUUAAAGCUAGGACCUAAAUCAAGUUUUCAAACAGAUGAUAGAAAAUGCUAUGGUUCAGCUUAGUAAGUUUUCUCUCUUUGGUGCUGUGCUUGGUUUGGUUUAUUCAUUAUUCUCUGAACCUGCACUUGUAGCCAUUUAGAAUACCCAGGACUAGUGAUUUAGCAGUAGCAAAAUGAAGAGAAUUAAUAGUUUCUUUAGCACUAUUUUAUUUUACUCAGUUACUCGUGUAGGAUCCAUACUGCAGGAUCUUCAGAACAAAUGUUUUCAUGCCAUUAAAAAAAUCAUGAGUAAAUGUGUCAGAGCACGUCUGAAUGUUCUUGAAAUGUGUUUCUUGUGGCAGUCACCAGUAACAUGAUGUGGAAGGGCUGUGCUGAGAAGGAAAAAUAUGGAUGGGUAACUGCUCCCACCGAGGAGGCUGGGCAGCCCUUUCAGCUCUGCUGCCUCUAACACUGUAAAGUCAGUCAUCCCUCUGAAGGGCAGGGCUGUUUCUCUUUAAAAGCUGGACCAAGUUCUCGAACUCUGUCUUCAAUGAUAAUAUAACAACAUCUGGAGCUCACAAGAUACCUGGCUGUGGUAGCUGCAGGCCUGUCAAAAUCCUCACAGGGUUGCAGCAUGACUUUCUAGGUUAAGGACCAGAGACCUCUGAUCUUCAAUACAACCCUGUCAAAUGAUGCGAAAUUUGUCCUGACUCUUUGUUUGCAAACGUUGGCUGUGUCAGCAAGCCUUUUCUCUCUCCUUCUUAUUAGGCAGGAUACCCAAGUGUGUAUAAUUUGAUGGGGGACGGCUCCUGGAGGGCCAUUACUGUUAAAGUGUACAGUCAUUUUCAAAGUUCCCUGGAGACUCCUUGAAUCUGGUCCUGGGGUGACUAAGCUUUAUAGGCAUUGAAUCCACCAGCAGGGUUAGAUUCAGAGAAUGGAGCUGGGAAAUAAGAGAGGGAAGGCUGAAAGGGCAAAAGCACAAGGAGCUAAGAAAAGGUUUUUCAGACUUCCAUGUUGGUCUGACAUUUAAGCUCCACAGGAGGGGCAACUGUUUUGAUCUUAAAUCUCUUUAUUUUAUCUUAAACCUCCCCGCAUCUCUUGAUCCACUAGCGCUAGAGGAGGAACAAAACAGGAAAUAAGGAAAUAUUUGGGGGCUUAAAUCUUGGUGGGAAGAAGAGUGAAUGUGAGGGCUGGAAAUUCCAGAGGAUUAAAAAAAUACAUAUUGUAGAGAAAGGUGCAAUAUUCAUAACUUUGCAUUCAAAGAAUAAGCAAAAAUACAGAAUAGCGAACUGCUGUGAGUGGAUCACAAUGGGAGAUGGUGUCAAACAUUAACUGUUUCAUUUAUCAAGCUGCUCAGUUAAGAGCAGCAUAGCUUGUUUUGCUGUAUAAUAUAAUAAUUUUGGCUGUUUAAGUCUUAUACAUAGGCUUAAACCCAUAUAUUUCAAUCUGAUCUCAGAGUCUCAUUCUUAUUUUCACCUAAAUGGUCUCUCAGUUUUAGCAUGCCACAAACUGGUUUUGUUUCGGCUUGACAUGCCAACCAUCAAACUUUCUUCCCAAGCACGUUUUAACCUCACCUUUGAGAAGCUGAUUGUGCCUAUCCAGCUGUUUGUGAGCUGCGUGAUCCCAAAGUGAUGGAACUCCGGAGCACAAUUUUCACCACUACAAGGGCACAUAAGUAUUGUAAUGUAUGAAGAUGUAUUCUUGUCAAUAAUCUCGGAAUAAAAUCACAUGCAGGAUGAAUGCAUGCAUGAGGCAAAUAUUGGGCUAUUGAUGAUGCCUGUUCAAGGAGAGGAGAUGGACUGUUCCAGGGUCACCUGUGUGACUGCUCCUGUGCGUGAUCAGUACUCGCUCUGCUCAAAGACCUCCUUGGGCAACAUAAAAUCUCUGUGACCAAGUCCAAGCAAGCAGAACAUGUGAAAUAAAAACUUAAACACUCUGUGAGCUCUGAAAACAAGUGAUAAAUCCUACUCUUCAGAAAAGUCUGAUAGCGCUUUACUGAACCGGGAGUGGGGAAGGAUGCGUAAAGGGUUUGUGUGGAGUUCAUCUGUGCCUGUUCAUAGAGGCACCAUCUAUCAUCUUUCCGAGCGCCUCUCGGGCGCUGGGUUCUGUGCACCACAUUCCCUCUAGAGAGACUCAAAUGUGUUCCUGGAGAGAAGAUUGAGUAAUGGGAAUCCUUGGCAAUGAAGAAAGGCACUCGGGCGGUUUUCCACACUAUAAAAGGUCUAAACAUUAAUAAAAUAAUUUCCUUUUUUUCUUUCCUUGUAGUGCUGUGAUCAUCCUCCAGAACUCGUUGUUACAGGCUACUGUUAAGGCCGUGAACUUAGCAGGGUUUAAAAAAAAAUUAAAAAACCUUUCAGGGGAUUUAGAGAAUCCCUUUAUAUUAGAUGGAGUUGUCAGUGCUGUACUUGAGGGAAUAAACCAAUAAGUGAGUGGCAAGGAAAGUUAUGAAUCUUAAAGGAAGUUUUGUGCCUUCUUUUGAAAGGUGUAUUAAGUAGCAGUGAGAUGAAAGACUAGAAGAGAGAGACAGCUUCAGUAAUUUAGUCUGUGAUGUUUGUAUUUUUAUGGUUUAGGUUUUAUGCCAGGUAUAGCAAAGCUAUGCCAUAGGUCUUUGCUUUUGUGCUUCUUAGUCCAGUUAGAGGAAGCACUUGUUCAGCUUUCUCAACCUGUGAAUUGUAGAAUGUUUUGGGGGUUUUAAUGAAUUUUUGGCUUUGGGAAUGCUGUAUGACUAACAAGUGUCAUGAAGGCCCAGUAAUGCCAUUUUUUAGAUAUGUCACCACAUUUCAGCAGAGCAGUGGGUAGAAAUGCUGUAGAAAUGACUGCUGUUGGCUGGGUAGGGACAAAUAACAGGGAUUUUGUUUUCUGCCCAUCACCGGUUUUGGUCUCAUGAGCUGUUCCUAACUUUACCGAGCAGGCAAGCAGAGCAGGGGGCUGCACAAGGAGAGCCAGGAGUUCAUGUCUCCCCACUCCACACGUUUCUCACAGCAGCCCGGCCACCCCUGCUCACUUGCUGGGGUCUGCCUGUUCACCAAGUGACAAGUACAUGGGAUUUAAUCAGCACAAAGUCGCGGUGAAGAUGAGAUUUGAUCCAGUAGCAGUCUGUUUUGUAUUCCUGCUGUAUACAGUGCCCGAGAGAAGGGAGCAGAGAUGCAUUUAAGAAGUACGUGGGUAUAGUUAAUUUGAAUUUGGAAGCAAAAAGGAGAAAAAGAAAUAAAAUCUCAGGGCAUAUAAUUAACUAUUAACAAGAAAGGAAGUUUUCUUGUUCAGAUUGAGUCUCUGCCAAUUUCAUUUCUCUAUGUAACUGAAGUCUGUUUUGCUCUGUCUCAAGUGCUUAGUUAAACAAUAGGUAUUUUAUUUAGCAAAAUUGUGCUUCAGGAGAUUGCCCUGUCUUGCCUUUUUUCGGACAAAAAUUCCAAGUGCUUUUCAAUAUAUGAAUUGUGAAAUAUUGAGCUUUUCUGCAAGAUCUCUUGAAAAUCUAUUUCAAGGUCCAGAGGAACAUCUAUCCCAAUUAAUGUGUGCUCUUCUGAAUAUGUGCCCAUAUAAAAAGAGGUAGACAAAUUACAAAGUGACUGAUAACUUAGGUAGCAGUUGGUAAGGUAGAGCAAUAAAAGUGAAGUUAAUAAGAUAAAACAAAACCCUGAAAUGUACAAAAUGUCAUCCUGCACCCAGAAUAAAUUACCUUGUGAUUCCAACUUAGCUGGAAGCAAAAGCGUGUCCCUUAAGUGAGCUGGCGCAUACGCAGUUUGCUUUGCCUUUGCUUUGCUCUGCUCUGGUGUGAAAUCAUAUUGCCAUCAGUAAGGCUGGUAUUGAUCUUCACUCCCCCCCCUCUCACCUUUUCUUUUUCCUCCUCUUUUUUUUAAUCUUGGCCAGUGUGUGCUUUCUCUCAUCAUCUCUGUUAUCUUAGGGGGGUUUAAUUCUUCCUCCCAUUGUAACAUUUGCCCAGCUCUUUCCUGUUUGAUAUCAUUCUUUGCAGGGUGGGUUAGCAAGAUCGUUCCCAUACUCCUCUUCCUCAAAUUUCACACCCACUUUGAUCUUUUUUAGAAGCAUUUUAUCAGCACUUGCUUAUGGCAAAAAUCACCUCCGUUUUGUUCUGAAAACAUUACUAGUGUUCUAGCAAUGCCGGGAUGGCUUUUAUCUCCCUGUGGAAUCUCAUUAGCUUUACAUUACAAUAGGAACAGCAUAUGUGCGACUGUGCCAAAGUGGCCAGUCAAUUUAAAUUUGUAAUAGCAGUAUGUUUUUUAAGCAACUUUCUUCUGCCAAAAGAAAGCAACUUUGUUGUUCAAUGAAAAAAAAAGAGCAAAAGCAGUUUGUUAGAAGUAGAAAUACAGCAGAAGGAGAGCGGUUGCUCAUAAAUACCUUCAGAACUUUCUAUUGUUUGCCAUGUCUGGUACUGUCCUAUAAAAGCACCAUCUUAAAAGAAAAGAAUUCAUAUAGCACGUAGGGCGUGGAUUGCAGACAUUUCUGAACACUGCAGAGAUGUGUUUAAAAGAAAGGACUGAUUAAAGUUCUACUGUGCUAUUUAUGCACUGUUAAUCACCUAAUUUCUAAUAUUGUUUUUAAUAUGGUGAUAUACAAAUGGCUUAAGCAGGUUGAGGUCCAUUUUGUGACUGCUUUUGCAAACUCACCACAGUGUGCACAGUCCCAGAAGUUUUCCCUUCGAAAUGUCAGAGUCAUAUGUCCGUAUUCAUACCGAAUGGAGCUGCUUUUGGAGUGAGUUGUGCACGACUGAUGGGGAGCAGAAUCCGUUUCUAAAAUUGUAGUG
Messenger RNA from Strigops habroptila (Kakapo), 6258 nucleotides. RefSeq names its product mediator complex subunit 27 (gene MED27). Bases 35 to 793 code for a protein of 252 amino acids. The transcript has 7 exons. Gene Ontology annotation, molecular function: transcription coactivator activity. Gene Ontology annotation, cellular component: mediator complex. Lineage: Eukaryota; Metazoa; Chordata; Aves; Psittaciformes; Psittacidae. The record is from RefSeq and is a predicted model, not a curated record. Gene Ontology annotation, biological process: regulation of transcription by RNA polymerase II.